This is a messenger RNA of Schistosoma haematobium, 5671 nucleotides long. RefSeq names its product ATP-binding cassette sub- A member 3, variant 2. NCBI's taxonomy places the organism in Eukaryota, Metazoa, Platyhelminthes, Trematoda, Strigeidida, Schistosomatidae. Bases 91 to 657 code for a protein of 188 amino acids. The record is from RefSeq and is a predicted model, not a curated record. Gene Ontology annotation, molecular function: calcium ion binding. The transcript has 6 exons.
GAUUAACACAGGUCUAGCGACUUACAAUCCUCAUCACAGAAGACUGGUUCUUUUGAAUGAAGACCUUUGAGCGACCUUGGCGGAAGGUCAAUGGGGGCGAAUACUUCGAAUACACUUGAUCAGUCCGAGGUUGAGGAAAUUGCACAAGAAACUGGAUUUUCUCCAAAACAAAUUUAUCGAUUGUACAAUAGAUAUUUGGCUUUGGACAAGACGAACGCCGGGUACUUGAGGCGUCAUGAUUUUCUAUUAAUUCCAGAAUUAGCCAUUAAUCCACUUGGCGAUCGAAUCGUGAAUGAAUUUUUUAAAGAUAGUCAAGGUGAAUUAAAUUUUCGUCAAUUUGUACGUAAACUAGCAAGAUUUCGUAAAGUUCGACCACAACAAUCUACUCAAUUUAAUAAUCGUGAUGCAAAAUUACGCUUUCUAUUCGGUAUGUAUGAUUUAGAUAUGGAUGGUAAAAUAUCAAGAAAUGAAUUAUUGGGAAUGUUACAAAUGAUGGUCGGUGCUAAUAUUACUGUUGAACAGAUCAAUAAUAUCGGUGAACGAACAAUGGCUGAAGCGGAUCUUGAUGGUGAUUGCUAUAUAUCGUAUGCGGAAUUUGUACAAGCAUUUGAUAAUGUGGAUAUUGAACAAAAGAUGAGUAUACGCUUUUUGGAAUGAUUACAUUAAUCGAUUUAUAUAUCUAUCUCUAUGCUUCCCCCAGUCUCUGUUUUUUUAUACACACCCACAAAAAAAAUAUUCGCAACAAUUCCAAUUAUAUAAACAAAAUCAUUUCUUAUUUUCCUUAAAUAUUUCAUUUUCAUUAGUGAUUUUGUUGUUCUCGUUCAAUUUUCCUUUCUGUGUUCAUUUGAUUUACAUAACACUCAACUGUUCACGUACAUAAAUAUUAUUAUCUUGGCCUGAUGAUCAACGUUUUAGUUUCUCUCUGUUUUGAAUAGUUCUUUAUGUGUAUGUUACUGCACUUGUUAAUUAUCCUCCUGUGAACAUACAUGGAGAAAGGCAGGCAUGAGAUUACAUGCAUACUAUACAUAUCUCUUGUGUGAGAUCAUUCUAUAUUAUAUAAUUUUGUAAAAGCAAUAGUUUUAUGUUUAUCUGCUUAUUUACAUUUCAGUAGUAUAUUUUUGUCUAUCUCGAUUUUCAACGCCAAUAUCUACUUUUCACUCUCUUUCUCUCUGUAACAGUGAAUAAUUAUUGAUUUUUUCUCUCAAAAGAUCUUGAUGAUUAUGUUUUUGGUUAUUAUUAUUAUUAUUAUCAUUAUUAAUAAUUCUGAUUGCAGUGAUUGGAUCUGAUUUAAAACUGCCACUACUUAUGUGUUUAGUAUUCACUAAUGUUGAUAAUUAUAUGAAUAUAUGAAUUCAAUAUACUUAGAAUAAAUAUAGAAGUUAAUUAACAAACAGAUUUAUCAUGACUGAUAUCAGAAAUCUGCAAUUUAGCUGGUUGCUUUUAUUGGUAUGUUCUUUAAUCUAUUUGGUUUAAUGGUGAAGAUUUAUCAGUUGUCCUUCUGGACAAUAUUAUCUGCUCCUGUAUUAUGUGGUUGUGAAUUUUUCAGUUUUUCCACAAGCUUUAAAUGGUGUGGUUCAUGAUUGAUUAUCUUUAUGGGUAAUUUAGUCUUCAUUUAUUCUUGCAUUUCUAUUGAAUGUGUUUUUUUGACUGACUUCUGAUCGUGUAGUUAGUCUAUGUCUUUCACGUGGAUUGAUACAUUGGAUUGAUGUCGAUGUCUGUUGAUGGCCAAUUGAUCUGAAUGCUAUACAUGUGGAAGUUCUCUAACAUUUUUAGAAUUUCGACGUUUUCCCAUCCGAAUUCAUUCAUGUUCGUGGUUUUAUACAUGUUUUGAUAUUAUUGAUGACGUAUAAUACUGCAUCACUGGUAAUCUAUGUUCAAGGUAUGCAUAGGUAGAGAGAGAGCGUCCACUUUAUCAGUCGUACUACUGAUAUUCUGAUUACUCAGUUUUCUGUGUUCACGACUACAAAAGUAGAAUGGAUUAUAAGCAACAGAUAUUAAUGUAAUUUCACAUUGACCAUCAAUUAUAAUACCAUUCAAUUAUCCUGGUUUUUCUUUUAGUAGUUCCAAUUCCUGCUGUAGUCGAUACAUCUAACUUGAAAAAAAAAGCUAGAAAUUUCCAUUGUAUCCAUCGUCGCUGACAAGGCAAUAUCGAGGCAGUCCUCACAGGAUGCACAUAUGCCAAUAAGAGACUAAUCAAUUGCAGUCCUAAACACUAAUAGGGAGAUUCAAACAAACAAUACACAAUGAAUUAAAUUUGAUCUCAUUUCACAAGCUAGUGGUUAUGUGGAGUCAGUAGCUAAGUGGAUAACUCGAUGGCGUUUGAAGCGAACAUUACUGGGUUCAAGUCUCGGAGUGAACAUCAACUCAGAGAUGCACGUAUAUUCAACUGAAGAGUUCCAUAUGAAACGGAAUGUGCAUCCUGGAUUCCACUGCUAACCACCAUUCUCAGGUAUUGAAAUGAAAACAACUGAAUUAUAUGACUAAGUAAAUUUUAAUAAGAUUACCGAAACAUAUUUUCACUGAUCGACAAAAUAUAUGCUCUGCUACGAUUAGGGCGUUAUACUUUACUGACUGAAUAGUUUUUAUUGAUUGGUCCUACAACAGAAUCAGUUGUCGAAUUAGAUUCUUCCGACCAUUUAAUAAUAAGAAUCAAAAUCAAAUAUGGAAAAGUAUCUAAUCCACUGAUUAGAUAGUGAUCUAAAAUUUUGAUUUCUAUUUCGAUCACGGAAUAAGUGUUAAAAAAUUGAAAACAUUUCAUACAAAUAACUGAGAAUUUAGUUACUACUGGAUACUGUAGUAGGUUGACGAGAAGCUAAUUGAUUUCUAAAUUUAGGUAAAUCAAUAGUCCAUAGAAAUACACUAACUGCUGAACUAAACUGUUUCAAACAAUUCAAAGUACAUGAUCAGAACUGUAGGACAACAUAGUUGGGAAAAAAUUAGAAAAAAAACGACUGGAAGCUGAUUGCAUCUACACUUAUUCUUUAUCUUCCUGGUUUCUACCUUUUUCAUUCGUAAAUCUCAUUCCUCUUUGUGUUUAGUCUUCAAUUGUAGUUAAUAUCAUUAUUAGUUACCCUAUUUCAAGUUUCACCCUGUCAAGAUUCUUUCUUACUGUAUUGAUAAAGACUGAUAAUAACUGAUGACGAUACACAUUAUCCCCAUAUCUUACACUUUUUAUCAUAGACUAUCCACUGAUAUGUAUUAAUUCAACUCAACACGUACUCCGCCUAUAGAUCUCCUGGGGCUACUUCCCGUUUCAAGCCUACAUAUAACGGAAGGGUUGGGCAUCGGGUCGGCAAACCCAUCUCAUAGAAAACAAUCUUUCUAAAGACAACGCUAAUCAGAAUAAACAAAUUGAACUACUUAAACCGUGCCCUCAGAGUAGAAGGAAAAUUUAUCACGCCUCUUGUUGAAAGCCGAGAUUCUCCGGAAGUCAUGAGACUGAUGCCGCCUUUGACAACUAGAGCAACAGUUAAUAUAACUUCAUCGAAUUUCCGGACCAUGUUGUAGACUGGGAGGAACAACCAAAUAGCUACGGAAAUGAGGAGAGACAACUUGGUGGUGCUCGGAAUAAGUGAAAUCCAUUGAACUCAAUCUGGACAGAAGAUAGAUUAGAGAGAAAUGCUUCUGUACUCAGGUCAUUGAGAAGAAAGUGCCCUGCGCACUCAGGGAGUUGCUCUUAUGCUGUCCAAAGAGCCACGUAAAGCAGUUAUUGGAUAGGAAUCUCGUGGACCGAUGAUCAUCAAAGCAUCAUUUAAAAAAAAGAAGGGAAUCACAAUGAAUAUUAUCCAAUGUUAUGCACCCACCAGUGAAUGCAACGACGACGGUAAAGAUCAAUUUUAUGAAAGGUUUCAGUCGAUCAGAGCGUAGUGUUCAGGAAAGGACUUGACCAUCCUGAUGGGAGACCUAAACGCCAAAGUCGGAAUUCACAACACCGGGUAUGAAGACAUCAUGGGAAGAGAUGGACUGACUGGGAGAAAGGAACGAGAAUGUUGACAGAUUUGCAGAUCUAUGUGCAUUCAACAAAAUGAUUAUAGGUCGCAUAAUAUCUCCGCACGAAUGCAUACAUAAAUCUACAUGGGUCUCAUCGGACCACAGUAUGGCGAACCAGAUAGAUCAUAUUUACAUCAGUAAAAAAUUCAGAGAGAGCUGACAUCGCUUCGAAUCACCACCUGGUGGUUGCCAAGAUGAAGUUGAAGCUAAAGAAGCACUGAACAACUGGGAAACGACAUUACGAAGGCUCGAUAAAGCCUUCCUUCGAGAUAUUGACAAACUCAACGAAUUAAAGAUAGCUCUCAACAACAGGUUCCAAGCCUUACAGGAUCUAUUGGAAGAAGAUGAAACCACUACGAAGGACAACUGGAAAGGGAUCGGAGAAGCAUUAACUUCAACAUGUCAGGAGGUUCUUGAACUCAAAAAGCAUCAACAGAAGUAACGAAUCUCUUUGGGAACCCUAGAUAAGAUUCAAGAAAGAAAGAACAAGAAGAUAGCAGUUAACAACAACCGAACAAGAACAGAGAAACUCAAGACACAAGCUGAGUACAUAGAAGCAAACAUCCAAGUGACGAAGAGCAUUAGAGUUGACAAGUAGAAAUACGUGAAAGAGCUAGCAACGACAGCGGAAAAAGCUGCAACAUGGUGAAAUAUCAGACAACUAUAUGAUGUAAUGAAGAAACUGGUAGAGUAAACUAGAGAGACCGGUCAAGAACAAAGAAGGGAAGCCGAUUAAUGAGAUUCAAGAACACAGGAAAAGAUGGGUAGAGCAAUUUGAGGAACUACUGAAUAUGAAUGAUUCAUUGAAUCCACCGGAAAUCGAAGCAAUACACACAGACCAUACUAUAGAUCUCACUCCAUCAAUGAUAAAAAAAUCAGGAUGGUCAUCAGACAAAUCAAGAGUGGGUAAGCAGUAGCACCUGGCAAUAAACCAGCUGAAGUCAUACAUAGAGGCAACUGAAAAGGUGCUCUACGUUCUAUUCAGGAAGAUUUGGGAGGAAGAACAAAUGCAACAGACAGACUAAAAAAAGAAUUGUAAGGAAGGAUACCUCAUCAAGACAACAAAGUCAGAUCUGAUCGGCAUCCUAUGUUCGAUUGGGAGUAACAGGCGUAAGUAAUUAAGUAAGAAUCUAUAAUAUAUGACUUAAAACAUUAUGUUUGACUCAAUUGCAAAACAGUAGCUCAGUCGUUCAGAUUUUUCAUUCAAAGUUAAAUCGCUAAUAAUUAAACUGAAAUCUAUCUUACCUGUUGACUACUUCCAACCACCAUUUUAUCUCACUAUAGUGCAUGCAAUGUCGAGUCACCUAGACUAGUCUACACAUUGCAACUUGGUCUAUAGGAUUCGAUCUACAUUAAAAACGACCUAACACAUAUGACAUUGAUCACCAACUAGUGAUCAAGCAACUAUCAAUCUUACCAACUCUUUACUUUAGUCAACAUUCGGUAGCGACUAUUUUUUAAUCAUCAUUUCAUAAUAGACGUGGUUCAUUGUUUCAUAAAUUAAUUGAUUCUUGACUUAAUUUACUGGAAUUAAUCCAAUAAAAAUAUUAGUCUUUACAUUUCAAUACAACUAUAAAAUCAACAAACAAAUCAAAUGAGAAGAGAUUUAUAGUAAAUACGUAGAUAAUAACAGGACAAGUGUCAAUAAUAAGCAGUACACUUCAACGUUGGCAAAACAAGC